Asterias rubens (European starfish) is the source of this 681-nucleotide messenger RNA. RefSeq names its product eukaryotic translation initiation factor 4 gamma-like. NCBI's taxonomy places the organism in Eukaryota, Metazoa, Echinodermata, Asteroidea, Forcipulatida, Asteriidae. The transcript has 2 exons. The coding region runs from base 1 to 681 and encodes 226 amino acids. The record is from RefSeq and is a predicted model, not a curated record.
AUGCGAGUUGCAAGAGAGCAAGCGAGCAAGCAAGCAAGCAAGCGAGCGAGCAAUCAAGCAAUCAAUCAAGCAAUCAAGCAAUCAAGCAAGCAAGCAAGCGAGCGAGCAAUCAAGCAAUCAAUCAAGCAAUCAAGCAAUCAAGCAAGCGAGCAAGCGAGUAAGCAAGCAAGCGAGCGAGCAAGCAGGGGAGCGAGCGAGCAAGCAAGCAAGCGAGCGAGCGAGCAAGCAAGCAAGCAUUCAAGCGAGCGAGCGAGCGAGCAAGCAAGCAAGCAAGCGAGUUGCAAGAGAGCAAGCAAGCAAGCGAGCGAGCAAGCAAGCAAUCAAGCAAGCAUGCAAGCAAGCAAGCAAGCAAGCAAGCGAGCAAGCAAGCGGGCAAUCAAGCAAGCGAGCGAGCGAGCAAGCAAGCGGGCAAGCGGGCAAGCAAGCAAGAAUCCAGAGGGCAAGAUGUGGGUUAAUAUUCAUAUUAAGAGAGCAAGAGAGCAAGUGAGCAAGCGAGCAAGCAAGCGAGUUGCAAGAGAGCAAUCAAGCAAGCAAGCAAGCGAGUUGCAAGAGAGCGAGCGAGCAAGUGAACAAGCGAGCAAGCAAGCAAGCAAGCGAGCGAGCAAGCAAGCAAGCGAGCAAUCAAGCAAGAAGGCGAGCGAGCGAGCGAGCAAGCUAGCAAGCAAGCAAGCAAGCAAGUAA